Molecule: messenger RNA, 301 nt
Organism: Rotaria sordida
Lineage: Eukaryota; Metazoa; Rotifera; Eurotatoria; Philodinida; Philodinidae
Source: the annotation of a GenBank genome assembly
AUGGAACAUUUAAAAUUAGCUUCGAAUCAUAGUUUAAAUCGAGAAUAUAAACUAUGUGUUCUUGGUGAAGGUGCUGUUGGAAAAACUUCUCUUGCAACACAAUUUGUACAAGGUAUUUUUAUUGGUAAAUAUGAUCCAACUAUUAAGGAUGUUUUUAAAAAAAUUGUUGAAAUUGAUGGAAAACAAUUUAUUGUCGAAAUUCUUGAUACAGCUGGAAUGGAAAACUUUACAGUAAUGCGUGAUUUAUAUAUAGAAAAUAGUGAUGGUUUUGCUAUUGUUUAUUCAAUAACAUCUCUAGUAA